Molecule: messenger RNA, 4268 nt
Organism: Ictidomys tridecemlineatus (thirteen-lined ground squirrel)
Lineage: Eukaryota; Metazoa; Chordata; Mammalia; Rodentia; Sciuridae
Gene: Arhgef38
Product: Rho guanine nucleotide exchange factor 38
Cellular component (GO): cytoplasm
Molecular function (GO): protein binding; guanyl-nucleotide exchange factor activity
Source: RefSeq, a predicted model, not a curated record
UUAGAAGGGGGCAGUUAAACUCCUCACUCCAGUGGCUUUCACCCUCACCCUGAAGCACCUUAGCACUGUUGCCUGCAAACCCCCGAAGGUUGUCUUUGCCCCAGAUGGAGCCCAAAGGUGCCACUGGGAAAGAAAACAUGGGCACCAAGAGAAAGAACCUGACCUUCUUGAGGCCCAGGAUGUAUAUGCUGGAGAGACGGAAGACUGACACUGUGGUUGAGAGCAGUGUUUCUGGGGACCACUCUGGUACUUUGAGGAGGAGCCAGUCUGACAGAACUGAAUACAACCAGAAAUUACAAGAAAAGAUGACUCCACAGGCUGAGUGUUCUGCAACUGAGAUGCCAACCCCAGAAGAGGAGCAUCAGAGAAGGAAGAUGAUGGCAAAGCGGGCAAAAAUCAUCAAGGAGUUAAUACAGACAGAAAAGGAUUAUCUCAAUGAUUUGGAGCUGUGUGUUCGGGAAGUGGUUCAGCCCCUGAGAAACAAACAGAUUGACAGGCUGGAUGUGGAGAGUUUGUUUAGCAACAUUGAAUCUGUGCAUCAGAUAUCAGCCAAGCUGCUGUCCUUGUUGGAAGAGGCCACAACUGAUGUGGAACCAGCCACACAAGUAAUCGGAGAGGUAUUCUUGCAGAUUAAGGAGCCGCUGGAAGAUAUAUAUAAAAUCUACUGCUAUCACCAUGAUGAAGCGCAUAGUGUGCUGGAGUCCUAUGAAAAGGAGGAAGAGCUGAAGCAACAUUUGAGCCACUGUAUCCAGUCCUUAAAGAAAAUAUAUGUGCAAGAAGGCAAAUCAAACUUAUUGGACAUGGGCUCUUUGAUGAUCAAACCAAUUCAGCGUGUGAUGAAAUAUCCCCUGUUACUGUGCGAACUCCGGAAUUCUACCCCUCCUUCUCACCCAGAUUACAGAGCAGUGGAGGAUGCCUUUGCCGCUGUGAAGGACAUUAAUGUGAACAUCAAUGAAUUUAAAAGAAGGAAAGAUUUAGUUCUAAAAUACAAGAAGAAUGAUGAGGAUGAAUCUCUUAAAGACAAAUUAUCCAAACUAAAUAUUCAUUCAAUUAGCAAGAAAUCAAAACGAGUGACAAAUCAUCUAAAGAUUCUGACCAGAGGAGAAUCACAGGUGAAAGAUAAUACCUUUAACAGAGAAGAAAAGCUGUUUAGAGCUUUAGAAAAGACUGUGAGGCACUGUGUAAAGAAUAUUUCAUUCUGUCUCCAACACAUACAGGAUGCCAUGCCUAUUUCUCUCCAGAGUGUGAGGGAGCUCCGGGAAAUUUCGUACAACAAAGAUGAGGAGGAGGUGGGCUAUUCAGAGACUCUGAGUAAUGCUCCAAAUCCCUGUCAUGACUUUGCAUCUCACUUGCAGAGACUCGUCCUGAACCCGCUGUCAGCCCUGCUGUCCUUAUUCCCAGGACCUCAGAAGCUCAUCCAGAAACGCUAUGACAAACUGUUAGACUACAAUAGCUACCUGCAGCGGUCAGCAGGAGAUGAGUCAGACUUGGCCAAAAAGGAAUAUGAAGCCCUCAAUGCCCAGCUGGUAGAAGAGCUUCAGGUGUUCAACCAGGCUGCCCGGAAGAUUCUGUUGAACUGUCUGUGUAAUCUCAUCACCCUCCUCAGGAACCUGAUGUAUGCAGCACAACAGGCUUAUUCCACAGUUGUGCCGGCACCAUUGUUGGUCUCAAGCAUCUCUGAGAUUCAGAAUCGAGUACUAGAAGAGGUUCACAAUCUGAAUUUUGUAAAGGACAAUAGUGCCACCUUUAUUGAGAGGAAACUCAGUUUUGAAAAGAAGAAGCCUGUGCCGGUUCUGCCAGAAGUGCCACGUCAAACUGACAUUCAUCGCUCCAAACUUCUGUCCACAUACAGUGCAGAGGAACUCUACCAAGCUAAGCGCAAGUGCAAUGCCACACAAGAAUAUGACAUCAACCUUUUGGAAGGAGAGUUGGUGGCUGUGAUGGAACAGAAAGAUCCACUGGGGAGUACUAGCAGGUGGCUCGUUGACACGGGAAUUGUAAAAGGAUAUGUGUAUUCCUCCUUCCUAAAACCGUACAAUCCAGCAAAAGUGCAGAAGGCUGAUGCUGAGAACAGGUUCUGUGACGAUGAUUUUGACAACAUCAGCCUCUUUGUGUCUUCUCGGCCAGCUAGUGACAGUGUCACAGGGACCCCAGAAGGCAGCAUAAGUGAUAGCAGCUCAUCUCUAAGUGGCACCUGUGGAAAGUUUGAAACAAACGGCACUGAUGUUGACAGCUUUCAAGAGGUAGAUGAGCAGAUUUUCUAUGCAGUUCAUGCUUUUCAAGCACGGAGUGACCAUGAACUCAGCCUUCAGGAGUACCAAAGAGUCCAUAUACUUAGAUUUUGUGAUCUAAGUGGGAAUAAAGAGUGGUGGUUAGCUGAAACUCAAGGACAGAAAGGAUAUGUGCCAGCUAACUACCUUGGGAAGAUGACUUAUGCUUAAGGAAAUAAAGCCUUUGACCUUCAUUUUCCUGGCAAAUUGAUGAUUGACUACCUCAUAAAACUGACAUUCUGAAACUUUGGGCCAGAAAGUAAGAAAGCUUCAAAUUCAUGAACUGAUACUGAACCAGGUUUUAAGGAAGACUAUAUUUCCUAACAGGAUUAUUUCAUGAAUGUGUUCAAUAAAUACAUGUUGAAGGAAAUACUAAGCCAACAGAAGAGCAAAGGAAAUAGCCCAAGCUCCAAUUAUAAACCAGCUAAAGGUGGAGAUCUAUUGAAAGAAUAAAUGUUGCUCUUUUAUCAUCAUGAAAGACUGGAUCUAAGAAUAAGGUUUUUCAGUUUACUGUAAUUUUUUCACUAUUAUAUAUUUUGCCUCAAACAUGUUUUUAUUUUUCAUACGACUCACUUGCAUAUACACGUUUAUAUAUACAUGUACAUCAUAUGGAUUAUGCAAUUUAGGCAACACUAUUAUUUUUUUUGUGCACAUGGUACUAGGGAUUGAACUGAGGCCCUUGAGCAUUCUAUGCAAAUACUGUACCACUGAGUUACAUUACCAGCCCAUGCAGUUUAUACACAUCUGUAUAAUACAGAUUAUACAAAUAUAAGUACAAACCAUAGCAUAUACUACAUAUACACAAUAAGAUUAAUAAACAGCCAACUAGAAAUCUUUGAUAUAGAAGCUUCCUCCAAUAUAGGUUUUCAACCCCAAGAAAAAACCCUGAAAAAUAUAUUAAUAUCUGAUAUUGAAUGUAUACUAUAGAAUACAUAUAGUUCUAAAUGCUAUAUAUAUAUAGUAACUAAUUUAAUACACAUUAAGAGGAAACCAUUGCCCAGGGAGGCGAAGUAAUUUAGCCCAAGUAAGCAGUAGGGGCUGGAAUUCAAACCUAGCAGUCUGAUUCUAAAGGUUCCUGCUGCUGACUGCUAUACUGUGCUUCUCCAGGAGUGUAUAUGUUUGUUAUCUGCAAAGCACUUAGUGAUGUGAAUAAUAUCCACUGAGGAGGACCAUUCUUCUCUUAUGACUGUAUUUAGUAUUUAAAAUUCUUUCAAAAUUAAGGGCUUAUAAGGACUUCCAUAUUACCCUAGAGAAAUUAAUUUUCUAGGUUUUAAUUUUUAUUGUUUUACUUAACUAUUUUUGAAAGUAUAGUGGUUUAAAACUUAUCUUUCAAGAUUUAUAAUGACACUUUAAUGAGGAAAUGUUUUUUUGAUCACUCAGUUAUUUGGAUGAUGAAUGAGGAAUGUGUGUUCCAUGUUCUGAGCCAAAAUGUAAAUAUUUUUAGUUGCUAAUUUGUUCUUAUAUGAGGCAGGCACUGAGGACAACAUUUGCUAUGACAUAAUGUCCUAGGACACCAAACUUUGAGUAUUGCUCAGAAAACGGUCCUCCAAGAUUUCAGGCAUAUUUUGUCAAGACAGUUUAUUGAACUAAGAUGAUUCUUUGGAACAGAAAAGAUUAAAUUUGAUGUUAGUGAUUUCCUGUAAAAGCAAAUUAAGGUGGUUUUUCACUGUCCAUAUAAAAUGUGUUCAUAUGACAUUAAAUAUUAAGAUUGGACUGUUACUUUAAAAGAUUUAUUUGAACUGUAUAAUGUUACAUAUACUAUUGAGGACUACAUUAAGCAAAAUGAAGAGCACUACUUUUCAGAGACAUUUGACUUAAACACACACACACACACAUUCAUACACACUGAUAUGUACAACCACAGGAAAUCAUGAAAUAUUUACAUGACAGGAACAUUUGUAUUUUAAGAUAUUUUCCCUAAAAUCAUUAAUCUAAACAUGGCUUUCCAAUUUUUUUGGCUUAUUUUCUUGUUUUAAGUUGGAAAUAGAAGAUAUAUAG